This is a messenger RNA of Perkinsus marinus ATCC 50983, 1575 nucleotides long. RefSeq names its product Crossover junction endonuclease MUS81, putative. The transcript is spliced from 14 exons. The record is from RefSeq and is a predicted model, not a curated record. Bases 1 to 1575 code for a protein of 524 amino acids. Gene Ontology annotation, cellular component: Holliday junction resolvase complex; nucleus. Gene Ontology annotation, molecular function: DNA binding; crossover junction DNA endonuclease activity; 3'-flap endonuclease activity. NCBI's taxonomy places the organism in Eukaryota, Perkinsozoa, Perkinsida, Perkinsidae. Gene Ontology annotation, biological process: mitotic intra-S DNA damage checkpoint signaling; DNA catabolic process; resolution of meiotic recombination intermediates.
AUGACGCUAUCAUGCCAUCCCGAGAACCAAGCCUUCAUGCUGCGCUUCCAGGAUAUGCGCGACACUGCUAGGAGUCGAGGGCAAACGAAUCUGGUCCGAUCAUAUGGGAAGAUCAUCCGAGCUAUAACGAAAUACCCGAUGCCUAUUACCAGUGGUUGGCAGGCUGAGCAGCUCGACGGUGUCGGCAGUACCUUCGCGCAGGUUUUCGCCCAAUUGAUCACCGAAAAGGAAGCGUCUACGUCUCCGAGGAGGUCAUCGUUGACGUGGCGGGAUACGGUGAAGAGCCGUGCAGAGAAGUUCCAACGGAAUGCACCAACUGCUACAUUCGCAGUUCACGAAGACAUCGAAAUGCCGGCUAUCACUUCGAAGCUCCGCCAAAAGGAGUACCGUCCUGCGAAUGGUAGCAUUCAAUGGUGUAUCUUACUCGCUCUGCAGCUGUGUCACGACAGACUACCAAUAGAGUCCCGGGAGGGGCUCACUCGGAAGCAACUUAGUGCCUGUUGUUCGUCAAUUCAAGACGUUGCUCGUUCCUUCUCGUCGGUCGAGCAAGAAACGAAUGGCUGCUCUAAGGAGAAGGAAUACACCCUCACACAGACUGGCGAGCUUCUCGGCCAACGGAUAUUAGCAUCUGUUGAGUUCCCUCUAGCAGCACUGAGCUCCAUACGUUGCAGCGCAACAGGGAGUGAAUCCACCCAGACCAGGAAGCGGCGACGACUUUCCUACACGGGAGCCCCCGUGCCCGAGAGCGAUCUUGCCCAAUAUCGUUACCCCGGCAGCCAACAACUCUCCACCAUUCCGGAGUCGCUACCCCUCGCUCGUGCAAUGCCAGGAUCGUGGGAGGCGGUUUUCCUCGUUGAUGUCCGCGAGAGUGCUCUGCUUAAAGAGCUGUUAGCCCUCGGGAUACGGGCUGAGGCUCGGAGCCUUCCUAUAACCGAUUUCUUAUGGCUUAUGCGGCGAUCGAGUGAUGGCAAGGAGCUUCUUCUCGGAGUCGGCGGCGAACGCAAGACGUGGCAAGAUCUGAGUGCUUCAAUUAUUGACGGGCGUUAUGACGAACAGAAAUACCGCCUGGCAUCAAAAGCCACUGCUCUACGCCGCAUCUUUUAUCUCAUUGAAGGAGACGUAGAGCGAAGCCACGGCUAUGCGAAGACUCUCCCGAGUGCGACCUUGCGAACAGCACUCUGCCACACUCGAGUCAUUGGAGGCUUCGGUGUUGUGAAUACUCCAUCAGUCCGUCAGUCUGCUAAACUACUCGCUGAUAUGCAUAACAUCAUUUCUCGACAACCAUGGGUCGAUGAAGGUAACUCCACUACGUACGAGUCGUUUGCCUCCUCGUGUGCGAAAACCGUUGGCAUCACAAUUCGUGAUCUAACAGGAGCUAUGCUCAGACAAGUCCCUGGUUGCGGUGCCGAAGCCACGAAAGCCUUGUUAGAAGUAACGGAAAAGCGUACGAGUGGCGUUACUCCGGGCGGCAUCCGAAGCCUCUUGCAGAGUAUGGACGAUGCUUCCAUUAUACAGGCAGCGAAGCUCGAAAGCAGCAGCAACCGUUCCCCUAUGAUUGCGAUUGAACAUCAUUAA